This is a messenger RNA of Aureobasidium vineae, 1521 nucleotides long. NCBI's taxonomy places the organism in Eukaryota, Fungi, Ascomycota, Dothideomycetes, Dothideales, Saccotheciaceae. The record is from the annotation of a GenBank genome assembly.
AUGACACCCAUGAUAUCCCUGACGCCCCUCUCGCCGCUCAGGAUGUCAAAGCAUCAACCAAAGUUGGCAGAUUGGACGCUGGCUGACGCUACUUCUCCUUGGUUCCAUUUCGUCAAGCGCUUUGCUUGGUCUGACACCCCAUUUGGUGCUAUUGAAACAUGGACACUAGAACUGCGACGCUCUACCGCUAAAAUCAUGAAUUCUCCCGAUCCGCGCAUUCUCAUCUUUGGCGAACAAAGGGCCAUCAUGUACAACGAAGCUUUCGCUGCCAUCAUUGGACGGCAUAAUCCAUCAUGCUUGGGCGCCNCCCUUGUUGAUGCACAGGUUGAUGAUAUAUUCAGAAUCUUACAGGAUAUGUCGCUGGCUGCUUACGACAAUGGUAAGGGCGCCCGACUCACUCACCAGGAAUUAUUUCUUGUACGCAGCGGCUCUAUGGAGCAAACUNUUUGGAAUAUCUUCCUCUCGCCACUGCCUGGACUGGAUGGAUAUUGCGACAGUGUUGUUGGCGAAUUUGUUGAUAUCACAAACCUGGUCGUCCAAGAUCAACGUCGAUCACAAGGUUCAGACAUCUUCGAUUCCGUCUCGAAGGUCGAGAGUUUACCCGAGCUGUGGUCAAGAUUCUUGGGCGCUCUUGAGGACGAUACUCCUGAUAUCUCCUAUGCUAUGGUUUACACUGCUCUCGACCAUUCAUCAUUCGUUCGCUCUGAUGACCUACCGACGCCUGAUAUUACUCCUCAUCACGCUACCUUUCAAUCCGUGACAUCAUACUUUGUCAAGCGAUUUCAGCUUGCCGAUNUUUUGAGAUUACCGGAAAAUGUGCUCGAGCCGACCAUUGACCUCUCCAUCGUUGGGGGCUCCGAUGCACCAAGUCUUGCGAAUGCUUUCCGUGAAGCUCGGGAAAGAAAGGAAAUCAUUACACUAUCAGACAGAGCACUUCCCCCUGAGCUAUCAAUGCAAAUUAUCAACUCUGACCCCGUCCGUUCCGCGUCCAUUCUCCCAAUCUCAGAUCUCAACGGCAAGCCGCUGGCUGUUGUUGUUCUCAGACUCGAUCCAAGACGACCAUUUCACGAACCAAUGAGCCGUUUCAUCCACUACAUACAUGAGGCAGUUUGCAAACAGGCUGUCCUAGUCACACUCCCCAAGGAUCAGCAAGAGUUUCAAANNAAAAAAUAUGAGGACACGACCAUAGCUCUCUCACACCAACUCCGGCUCUCGAUACUGAAGGCCAAGAAGAAGGAAGAGAAGUUCCUCCGAAUCGCUCAAAGCGCGCCUUUUGGAAUGUAUCUAUACUCACCAAAAGAGAGAGCGAUUCAGGUCAACGACGCCUACCUCAAGAUGACUGGGACCACGAAAGAGGACUUGAACAAGGAAACAGCACUAGAGCCGCCCUGGCUACAGACCGUAACUGGGGAAUACAUGGAUGUUGCAAUCAAAGAGUGGGAGCAUUCGAUGACUGUGAAGACCCCUUCCGCUAUCGAAUACAAGAUACGCGGUCCAUCUGAAGACCCCAAGCCUCGAUAG